AUGGAAAGAGGAAAUGAAAGGAUUUCCAGCCAAUCACAAGGAACUACCCACCACUCCAAAGAGCCCACCUUCCUUAUCCAGCAGGCUGCCCUGCCGAGUGACUCCCAUUCAACCCUUCUGCAGGAAGGUCUACCCAAAAACAUAAAGGCCAGCACCCAGAAUAGGAGACCCGGAACAGCGAUUCUAUCAAAAGGCUCAAGUCAAAGUAUGUCAGAAAGCCAUCCUAGACCGCCUGUGAUCCCAUCCCGCAGGCCAGGGUUCCGGAUAUGCUACAUUUGUGGCCGAGAAUUUGGGUCCCAAUCACUUGCCAUUCAUGAGCCCCAGUGCUUGGAGAAGUGGCGCAUUGAGAACAGCAAACUACCCAAGCACCUGAGGAGACCAGAACCGUCCAAACCUCAGCCCAUCGGUGGCAGUGACUCCUAUAACCUUCAGGCAGCCAACGAGGAGGCAUUUCAAAGUGCGCAGGCUCAGCUGCUGCCCUGUGAAAACUGCGGCCGCACAUUCUUGCCAGAUCGUCUCCUGGUUCACCAGAGAAGCUGCAAGCCAAAGGGUGAGAAUCCUGGAAUACCAAACGUGGGUAGUUCUAAUGUUCCUACUGGUCUCAAGAAAGCCGCUUCUAGCAGCAUCUCAGCCCGACCAAGGACUCUGAUCUGUUACAUUUGUGGUAGGGAAUUUGGCACGCUGUCCCUUCCUAUCCAUGAGCCCAAAUGCUUGGAAAAAUGGAAAACUGAGAAUGACCAGCUCCCCAGAGAGCUGCGUCGGCCACUGCCCCAGAAGCCUCAACCCCUUCCAACUGGACAGCCCAGCCAAGAGGGGGCGAGUCAAGCCGCGCUUGUGCCUUGCCCAAAUUGUGGCCGGACUUUCGCUGUAGACCGCCUACCUGUACACCAGAGAAGUUGUAAAUCUCAACCUAGUGGACCAAAAACUCCAAAUUCGAGCCUAGAAAGGAAAGGCAGUCCAAAUGUACCCAUUAAUUCCAAGCAACAGAGGAACAUGGAAGCACCCAAUGGGGACAAGGUAACUGGUGUCAUAUAAGAUGGAGUAGGCAGACUGGGGACACACUGCAUCUUCAAAAGGAUGAGAGAACUAUUCCCAGAGCCAGCCACCUCAGCCCCAGCGAUGGUUUCUCCCAAAGCCUUACUUGUGUCUCAAAGCAGCCUG
Apodemus sylvaticus (European woodmouse) is the source of this 1161-nucleotide messenger RNA. It is a transcript of the gene Znf474, whose product is annotated as zinc finger protein 474. The transcript has a single exon. Lineage: Eukaryota; Metazoa; Chordata; Mammalia; Rodentia; Muridae. The record is from RefSeq and is a predicted model, not a curated record. The coding region runs from base 1 to 1035 and encodes 344 amino acids.